AGUAAGCAAGCAUGUCAAAUCACAUCAGCAAGAAUCGAGUCGAGUGAUAUAGGUAGUACAGAUAAAACGAAGGAAAGUUUUUAUGAAGGAAAAUCGCGUCCUAAAAUAAUUGUAUCAUUUGGUGUUGUUCUGUUACAUUACGUCUCUAUUAGAACCAACGAUUGUGCCGUGUUUUUUUUUUCCAUCACCUGACUUUUGUUUACCAUCAAAACUACCUCUGAAACUCUUACAAUGGAGAACAUAACAUCUUCUCCUGAUAAUACUUGUUCUGAAGAGGAUGGAGAGCAGAAAUCAUCAAACAAUCGAGCUAGUGACAAUGGCCAGCGUUUUGAUACAGCAAACACAUCGUACACGGCCCUGAAUCAAAUGGAGGAAAAAAUGCGUCGAAAGUUACAGUUUUUCUUCAUGAACCCUAUUGAGAAAUGGAAGGCCAAGCGCAAAUUUCCUUACAAAUUCGUCGUCCAAGUCAUCAAGAUUGUUUUGGUGACGUUUCAACUUUGUUUGUUUGCCCACAAUAGAUAUAAUCAUGUCAACUACACAUGGGACAAUAGGAUCAGUUUCUCGCACUUAUUCCUGCUCGGCUGGGACUCCACUCGCGAGAUCAAUGCGUAUCCGCCAGGAGCUGGACCCUUGGCUAUCUACAAACAGGAUGAAUUUUAUAACACUCUAGAUUUCGCAUAUGCUGGCUACUUGAAUUUGAGCAACGCAAUUGGGCCCUAUUCAUAUAACAAUGAGGACAACAAAAGAGUGGACCCAGUUUUCUGUCAGUACAAUUACAAACAAGGAAUCAUUUACGGAUUCAACGAAAGCUACAUUUUCAAUUCAGAAAUUGUGGAGACUUGUGUCAACUUCACUAGCAGUGAAAACGAACUGUUUUCUUCUGAAAUGUACUUGAAGAAUUCUGGUAUAGAUAUUCAAUUUGCAGCGUUGGUACGGGCUAAAUUAAUGUUUUCUGUAAACACUAUCAACUUUAGGGCAGCUGGUCCGAUAACCCCACCGGACUGUUACAGGUUUGAUGUUGAACUGAUCUUUGACAAUGAAGACCAUGACGGCCAAAUGUCACUCAUAUUAGAUGCAGAGCCCUAUAAAUUGACUUGCAAAGGAGACACAGAAUAUGUAACGGAUAACAAAAUCGAUCAAGUGCUUCGGAGUAUAUUAAAUGUGCUUGUUAUUUUGAUAUGUUCAAUUUCAUUAGCACUCUGCAGUCGAGCGAUAUACCGAGCCCAGCUACUAAAAGAACUUACUGUUCAUUUCUUCCGUCACAAUUAUAAUAAAGAGCUCAGUGUAGAUGGGAGAUUGGAAUUCCUGAAUAUCUGGUACAUAAUGAUAAUUAUAAAUGAUAUACUCAUCAUCAUGGGGUCUGCAAUUAAAGAGCAAAUUGAGCGAAAUCAGUUCACCAAUGACCAGUGGAAUGUCUGCUCUUUGUUCUUAGGCACUGGCAAUCUUCUAGUUUGGUUUGGAGUCCUCAGAUAUUUAGGGUUCUUCAAAACCUACAAUGUUGUCAUACUAACUCUGAAGAAAGCUGCUCCAAAGAUAUUCAGAUUCUUGAUUUGCGCUCUUCUCCUUUAUGCUGGGUUUACGUUUUGCGGCUGGCUGAUAUUGGGACCGUAUCACAUGAAAUUCAGGUCGUUAGCAACCACUUCUGAAUGUCUGUUCUCUUUAAUAAACGGUGAUGAUAUGUUUGCCACAUUUUCAAUUAUGUCUAAGAAGUCUCCAAUGCUUUGGUGGUUCAGUCGAAUUUAUCUAUAUUCUUUUAUAAGCUUGUACAUUUAUGUUGUAUUAAGUUUAUUCAUUUCGGUCAUAAUGGAUGCGUAUGAUACGAUCAAGCAAUAUUAUAAGGAUGGUUUUCCUAAGAGUGAUUUACAGCAGUUUAUAGGUGAAGCUAAUUAUGAGGAAGUGUCUUCAGGUCUGUACAGGACCCAAAGCUCUUCAUCUUUGAAUGCAGUCAUGAAUUCAUUAUUCUGUUGUAAUUUUUACAGAAGUGCAUACUCAAAGAUUGGUGGAGGGACUUCAAGUCACAAUUUGUUAUAAGCUAUCUGUAGUCUAUUAUUGAAUAGAUAUAUAGAUGCAGUUAUCAUGUUAUCAGUUUUCUUAUCUUUUCAUUGUUUGUACAUCUGUUACAUAAUGACCUUGUUAGGAAAUUGGAAUCAACUGUUUACCUAAUUAGAAUCCUUUGAUUUAGGUAUAUUUUUUUUUGUGUAUUAGGAUCAAGUACAAUGCAUGCCAAAAGUGUAUAAAUUUUAUGAAACUUUUUAUUACAUAAAAUGUUUUUUUUUUUAAUAUUCACUUUGAUUACAAGUUUGUAGUAAUUGUAUUUUAAUACAUUUAUUUGUAUAUUUUGCUCAAUUUGUAAAUGUUGCAAAAGUAUAUUUAUAGUUUUAAUCUGAUAAGGAAACUUUAACUUGCCCAAAACCAAGUGUGUAUAAUUAUUUAGUUAAUUUAGUUUUAAUUUCUAAUAUUCAUUUUGAAUAGCAAAUUUAGUUUCAUAUCAGCAUGAAAGUGGAUAUUUUAUAAUACUCUUGAGGAACUAUAGGACAUUUUAAACAAUCAAGUACCUUAUUAUAUUUUCAUAUUCAAAUUGAAAUAUUGGCACAGAUUCAAAUAUAAGAAAGUCAGUUUCUUGAUACUUUGCCAUAUUUUUUUUUGUUUUAUAUUUUAGGUUGGUUUGGUGGUAUUUUGGGUACAGUCGGCAACCAAAGUAUUUUGAAAUCUCAUGCAAUAUGGUUCACAAUUAAAAUAAUUUACGAAGACAAAAUAAGUUUUGCCUCACCUUACAACGGCAGUAAGCCUGUGUACCUAAGAGUAUGUUCAUUAUUUUCUUUUUGCAAUUGAAGUUUCGUCCUCAUUAUGAACUACAAUGAACAGCUUCAUGUUAUAAAUUUAUUUUUUUUAUGUUUACCUAAAAUACAUUUAUUAAUAUGUUAAUUAAACAUUGGAUAAAAUGUAUGAGUACCAUUAUUGUACAGUAAUGACACCUUUGAGUAUCCUUUAAUAAAUAUUGUAUGUACUUCCUCAACAGUCAAAUAAAUGCAUAAUAUUAGCUAAGAAUAUUUAGUUACCAUUGUUAUCGGUUUUACAAUAUUUUAAAUGUUUUAGUAUCUGCCUAUUUUGGAGCUUCAUAUCAUAAACCAUUUAAGAUUCAGAAAUAUUCAUGGAAACUUAUAAUUAUCUAGCUUUUUCAAGAUUUGGCUCACGUACAAAUUUUCCGUAAAGAAAUUAGUUCCUGUUUGACGUUUGAUAAACUAUGUAUACUUACAAAUUUCAUCAAAAUCGGCCAGCGGUUUAGCCGUGAAGCGUGACAGAUAACCUUUUGAACAUAUGUAUUUUUUGUACGGACACGUAGAAACUUAUGGUUGGGCGCCAUAUUCGGUUUAUGAAAUUCCUGAUGUAGUCGCCCAGAUAACAUUUAUAAACUUGUAUAUAAAGAAAGAUGGCAACUAACCGUUAUUAAUUAAAUAAAUGUAUUUUUGUAUCA
This is a messenger RNA of Amyelois transitella, 3475 nucleotides long. Its product is annotated as mucolipin-3-like. The coding region runs from base 232 to 2031 and encodes 599 amino acids. The record is from RefSeq and is a predicted model, not a curated record. The transcript has a single exon. Gene Ontology annotation, molecular function: NAADP-sensitive calcium-release channel activity. Gene Ontology annotation, cellular component: lysosomal membrane; plasma membrane. Lineage: Eukaryota; Metazoa; Arthropoda; Insecta; Lepidoptera; Pyralidae.